CGCGCGCAUGCGCCCGGCACGGGCGCCCGCGGGACCCGUUGCGAGCGUAUGUGCGCGCGCGGCAGCGGCGGCAGGGCGGAGCGCGCUCGGCGCUCCCGUGCGGUGGGCAGCGCGCGCGGGGCCGGGAGCGUGCCGGCCCCCGGACAGGCUCUCGCUCUGGCCGCCGCCAUGUCCGCUACCAUCGAGCAGGAGUUCCAGGAGAUAGACGCCACUAACGACUGGCAGGCGCGUUAUCUGGAAAUUCGGCAUAAAUCCAGUGACUACCCUCACAGAGUUGCAAAAUAUCCAGAAAACAGAAAUCGAAACAGAUACAGAGAUGUUAGUCCAUAUGAUCAUAGUCGUGUAAAAUUGCAGAACACUGAGAAUGACUAUAUCAAUGCCAGCCUUGUGGUCAUAGAAGAAGCCCAGAGGUACUAUAUUUUAACACAGGGUCCACUGCCUAAUACAUGUUGUCAUUUUUGGCUAAUGGUAUGGCAACAACAAACCAAAGCAGUUGUCAUGCUGAACAGAAUUGUUGAAAAAGAAUCGGUGAAGUGUGCUCAAUACUGGCCAACAAAAGAAGAAGAAGUUAUGACAUUCAGUGAAACAGGUUUCCGUGUGAGGCUAGUAUCUGAAGACGUCAAAUCCUAUUACACAGUACAUCUACUGCAAUUAGAAAAUAUCAACAGUGGUGAGUCCAGGAUGAUCUCUCAUUUUCAUUAUACUACAUGGCCAGACUUUGGAGUUCCUGAAUCCCCAGCUUCAUUCCUGAACUUCCUGUUUAAAGUCAGAGAGUCCGGUUCACUAAGUCCUGAACAUGGACCUGCAGUAGUUCACUGCAGUGCGGGGAUAGGACGUUCUGGCACGUUUUCAUUAGUAGACACUUGUCUUGUUCUGAUGGAAAAAAAAGACCCAUUUUCUGUAGAUAUUAAGAAGGUAUUGCUAGAUAUGAGAAAAUAUCGAAUGGGACUUAUUCAGACCCCUGAUCAACUAAGAUUUUCAUAUAUGGCUGUAAUAGAAGGAGCAAAAUUUAUAAUGGGAGAUUCAACUAUACAGAAACGGUGGAAGGAGCUCUCUAAGGAGGACCAAGCGCCGAGUUCUGAGCAGUCUCCUCCACACCCAACUAAAAUAACCACAGAGAAGUACAAUGGGAACAGCAUAAGCCUGGAGAACAAAGAUCAAAUGGAGAAAAUAAAUACUGACCUGUCCACUAAAGUUCAGGAUAUCGCAGAUGGAAACAUCGAAAGUACCAUCCGAAAACGACUGCGAGAGGAUAGGAAAGCUAACACAGCACAGAAGCUGCAGCAGAUGAAGCAGAAGCUAAAUGAGACUGAAAGAAAAAGAAAAAGGUGGUUAUAUUGGAAACCUAUUCUCACUAAGAUUGGGUUUGGUACGCUGAUAUUAGUUGGUGCUUAUUCUUGCUGGAAAAUGUAUUUUCAAGAACAUUCCUUGUAAGUAAACAGUAAGCCUGGCUGCUCCAGCAGCUAGUUUUGCUGCGGUUAAAUGACUAGGGGUAUGACUUUAAGCAGUAAAUUCCUUACACCUGGAAUGGGUACAGACCAUUACGUAAAAUAGGGAAGUGAUGUAAACUUGAUCACACGUCAACGUCUCAGGACUUUCCACUGCAGGUACUUACAAAAAUGAACUGCUGCCCCCAACAAAAUUGAUGUCUUUUGUUUAUAUGAGCAGGUACAAACUUGCUGCAAUUGUUUAUACGCUUUUUAAAAUGGUGUUCUACCAGAUCUUAAGCAAACCCUGGAACCACAGAGGUUUAGCUACUGAAGGCUGUCUGGAUUUAAAUUUUCAUGCCUGACAUAAGCAAUAAACAGUGUUGUAUUAUUUACAUUAUUAAUGCAAAGAAGUUAUCCUUAACUGUGUGUAAUGUGUAAUGUACUAGUGACAUGAACAUAAACAUUUUAUAUUCUUAUGACCUAGGAUAAAUAUAUUUUAUAAUGGCAUAUUUAAUCUUUUUGUAGUUCAUUGUACUUUUAAAAGCUCAGUUUGUACAAAUUUCUGACCAAAAAGAAUUUGAUUUUGAAACAAAAUGUAAUUAUAAUUUGUGCAUGAAAAUAAUAGUGCAACCAUUCCCCAUAUUUUGACUCUCCAAUUUAUGAUAUGAGCAGCUAGGGGUCUGAUGAAGCACUUAACAAUUUCUACUCUGUUAAUUUGCAUUCCUUAUUUAUUUUUUUAUAGUUUUCAUUAUUUAAGUGAGGCUUAGAAAUUUGAUAUUUUUUUUAAGGCUUUUGAGAAUUUAGCCCCCGGUGAAAAGCAUACUGUUAAGUUGGUUAAUGUAUUCAGACUUCAGCUACUGUUUGGAGGCCAGCAUUGUUAAAGUUCUGACAUUCCAUUAAAUGUAAAACAUAAUGUUUUGUGUGUCUAUAGAUUUUAAUUGCUAGAAAGAGUAAAAUUAAUUCAUCAGUAGUAGGUGUAGAAAGCACAUCAAAGGAAACUAUAGUUGGACUUCCAAGGGUGGUUUUGAUGGAAAACAGAUGUUGGUAGUGUUCUCCCGUACCCAGCAUGUUCAGCUGUAUCAGCCCCUUCUGUAACUUCACAAAGUCUAGAACUGCUUUUCAGGUUCCCCAGCACUGAUUAGAGGCAUGACAGUAAAGCACUUGACGACUUAAAAUUUUGGGAGUAUCUGUGCUACAGUCACUUCAAAAUUGUUGAGUGCUCCCUUCCCGUUCGUUGGGCCGUGACACCUUCUGAACAGUAAUUCAACACAAAUCACUUUCUAUCCUUUAAAUUCUCUUUGAACGCAAGAUUGUAUAUGGCUGUGUGUAGCUUGCUGUCAUUCAAGGUGAGACCUAAUAAUUUGUAGCAUUGUACUGCACUUUGAAACCUGGAUUUUAUUUAUUCAAGCGCGUUGGCCUUGUGGGGCAACUUUAGAGAAGUUGUGUUUUCUGCCUCCGUUUUCCUAGCUUGGUUAUUUUCUCUUGGGUAUUUUGAGGGGUUUCUUCUUCCCCCCUCUUUUCUUUUUUUAUUUUCUUUUUUUCUUUCUCCUUCUGUAAAGAGCUUCUUGGAUUUACUGCUGAAAAAUACUGAAAGAUCUAGAUAAUUACUUUGCUUCUUAUCCAAAGGAAUUGACUUGAAAAGUUUCCAGUAAGUUCAAGCUUAGUAGUAACGUACCAGGCAUGGGGCCCAAAUAGUGUGAUGUUUACUACGCAAAGCUAAGCUGAGUUUACUCUUUGAAACUCUCAUUUUGCAAUAGCUAAUACUGUUUUGGACUACACUGUUUAUAUAGGAAACAACUGUUUAAGGGUCCAGAUAAGGAGAACAAGUGUACUUUCAUACGGUUCCGAAUUUGGGAAAUUGUGCGUCAGUAAAGCAAGACAGUUUGUUCUGUGGCAUUACUGAGCAACUGUGCAGCUCCAGUAGCAGAAUGACUUACUGACUGCUCUGACAGUAUAGACAGGCACUUAACAUAUUUUAAGACAUUUCAGAAUUUUUACAACCACAGUGACUAUUUUGGUCAACAAGAGACUUGGCAAAAGAUUUUUUUUUUUUCUUUAAUUUGAGAAGACAGGUUUUCCAGAGCAGCUAUAACUGAUAGUAGGUGUAAAUGUAUGUGCCUUAUAAAAGAUAUUUUGGUUAUGGAAAACACAUGGAAUGUAAUAAAUGCUUUUGUAACAAAAAUAUUCCAGAUUUUAUUCUAAAUACUUGAAAGCAGCAAGGGAAAAUGCACAGGCAAAACCUGUAGUGACAUCACAGUCAUUUAUUGCCUUUCUGCUGGCAUGAGAGGGGGUUUCCUGGGCCACCAGUAUCCUGCAGGCACUGAGCUCUCACUGUGGCUUGUCAAGUUGUUGCUUGAAUUUUUUUUUCCUGAUUCCAUCUUCUAAAUUCUGGCUUUUUUUUUGUUUUCUUGAUCCUGAGCAGGCCUUCCUCCUUUCUGGGUGGGGCAGGGCCGGAGGGGGCCAUCUUAUAUCACCUCACACUGUUACUGUCUUUAUAUGCAAUAAAGCAGGACUUGCACAUUCAACAAUUGAUCUAUAAACGUGUAUUUGGUUCCAUGAUUGUAGGUAUCUUGAGAGUCUUAACUGUUAAAAGUUAAGGACCGUGAACCGAUAAGAGUCUUGGACAAAACUAUUUUGUAUGGUGAAUUGUUCAUGACAGUAUGAGAGCUGGAAGGGAAAUAAAACAUUAGACCUUUUAGUACAUUCCAGAAGAUAAUUUGGAUACAACUCUUGUCUCUGGUCCAUCAGCAGUCCUUGAAAAGCCAAAAUCUGGGGGAGGCUUGUUCUUUUUACUGCGAGCUGAGCCCUUGUCAUACUCCGUUGUUCUGUGGGAUUUAAACUUGCAGCAGUUUUGCACAACUUUGAUGUUAAAUAGGAACAGAUACAGACCAAAAUGAAGAACUGAUCCCAGUUCCUCUAUUGCAGGAAAUGCUUCAGAGUAAAAAUGAAGGGCGUGCCUUCUGGCCCCUUUCCUGCCUUCCCCCACCCCAGUUUCUGGCAGGCUGCUGGCUGGUCCUGUGCUACUUCUAAAAUGCUGUUGCACGUGGUGCGACGUUACUGCAUUGGGUUUUCCCCUCUGUUCUGGAAGUACGUCAGGCAGAAUACUUGACACAUAGCGGGCUGCUUUGCAUUUGAUGAAAUGAUGUUUGACUCUCAGAUGAACACUUGUCUACAAGCGAUGCAUAUUUUUAUUAAAAAAAAAAAAUUAGCAAACAUUCGGACCCUUAUGGCAAGGGGGUUGUAAAUUUGGAAUGAAUCUCUUAGGUUUUCUGGUUUUGUUCUUGGUGCAGGGACAGUCCACUUAGAGUGAUGGUACAUCUGUAUUUUCCUUGAAAUGUAUUAAGUAAAAUAAUUCAGUGUGAAAUAGCAAUUAAAAAAAAAUAAUUAUGGAAGUAAGAAGUUGCAAGUGAAACAGCUUAUUCUGUUGAACCUUGAGUAAAAUGGUUUACCGACAUCAGUUUAUAUAUGCCACUGAAAAGGGAAGAGGUGUAAAUGUGUAUGCAUGUAUGUGUGAUUGGAUUGUGCAGGUAAUUACAAAGCCUGGCUAGCUUUAAAGUUCAGUGAAUGUUAACCAAAUCAAUUAGUUUGCUGCUUGGCAUUAUAGUUAAACCUGAAACACUUGAGGACUGCACAAUUAACGAUGACAGAAGAGGAAGUCUUCUGCAUGGCCCAAGUGGCCUAAGUCAGAGGACGAAACGUGCAAAGCUGACGUAACACACAGUAGUCUUCCUGGGCUUUUUUGUUUUCCCCAAAAGUUUUAGGUCAGUCUUUCAUUUUUAUGUACGAAAAAUAAAUGUGUUCAAAAUUGUA
Molecule: messenger RNA, 5240 nt
Organism: Falco peregrinus (peregrine falcon)
Lineage: Eukaryota; Metazoa; Chordata; Aves; Falconiformes; Falconidae
Gene: PTPN2
Product: protein tyrosine phosphatase non-receptor type 2
Exons: 9
Coding region: 49-1434 (461 amino acids)
Biological process (GO): protein dephosphorylation
Molecular function (GO): protein tyrosine phosphatase activity
Source: RefSeq, a predicted model, not a curated record